UUAAGAUAUUUGUUUAACUUCCCUUCAUUUUCAUGGCUACUCAAAACACACCUUUCGAACUUGUCACUAAAGAAGUUGUUCUUAUCAAACCAUCAAAACCAACACCUUCCUCUACUCUUCCUUUAUCUACACUGGACAACAUACCUGUCCUUUAUAGCAUAUGCCACACCCUGCAUGUAUUUCAAUCAAAAACUCAUGAUCUUGAUGAACCUGUUUGCCCUAAUCACCAACUGCUAGAUCCUGCUGAUGUGAUUAAAGCAGCAAUUUCAAAGGCUUUAUUCUAUUAUUAUCCUCUUGCAGGUAGGCUAGUAAAGCACACUGAUGGAAACUUCAUGAUCAACUGCAGUGCAGAAGGUGUUCCAUUGUUGGAGGCCAGUGCUAGUUGCGAUCUUUCUUCUGUCCAUUUCUUGGAUGGCACUGACAUGGAAUGUGCAAAACAGUUAGUGUUUGACCUUCCUUCUCAAGAUGAAAGUGAAUACCAUUAUCCCUUGGUGUUCAAGGUGACAACCUUUACUUGUGGGGGGUUCACCAUUGGAAUGGGGCUGUUACAUACUGUUGGUGAUGGCGUUGGAGCAUCUCAGAUCUUGAAAGCCAUCAUGGAGCUUGCAAGGGGGGAAAGUGAGCCCUCUGUGAAGCCUGUGUGGGAGAGAGAGAGGCUAAAGGGAUCAAUCACUAAACAGCCAUUGGUAAUUGAUUCCGUGGAUGAGGCCUCGGCUGCAGUUUCACCCUUUCUUCCAAGUGAAAUUCUCGUGCAGGAGUGCAUUAAGGUUAACAGUGACAGCAUUAGAAGACUGAAGAUGAGUUUGAGGAAGGAAUCAGGUGAAAAGGAAAACUUCACUACUUUUGAAUCACUAGCUGCAUAUGUGUGGAGGUCUAAAUCUAGGGCAUUAAAAUUGAACUAUGAUGGGAAAGUUAAGCUGACUAUGGUAGUUGGAGUGAGAAAGCACUUGCAGGAUCCUUUGCCAGAAGGGUAUUAUGGAAAUACUGUUGUGGAUAUUGUGGUUGUUUUAACAGUGAGGGAACUGAAUGAAAGGCCACUGUAUGAGAUCGCGAAGCUCAUAAAAGAAAGCAAGAAAGUUGCUUGUAACAGUGAUUAUGUCAGAAACUACAUCAACACUUUAGAGACAGGAGUAACGAAUUCCAACAUUGGAGGGAGUGGUGCAAAUACUGCAUUGACUGAUUGGAGGUACUUGGGGUUCUUGGAAAAGUUAGAUUUUGGAGUUAAAGAACUUGUGAAUAUUUUACCAGUCCCUUCUGGCAUGUUUGAAUCCGUUGAUUUAUGCAUUUUCUCAUCUCUUUGCAACUUGGAUUCUUCAAUGGAGGGAGGGGUUAGUAUUUAUCAGUCCCUACCAGCUGCUGCAUUGCUCAAGUUCAAGGAGGAGAUGGAGGCUCUCAGCCUCUUGAUUUGAGCACUUACUAUAUAUGAAGUGAAUAAACCAACAUGAAAUGUGUGAGAUCUGUUCAUGCCACAUUCCUUUUAGGCAUUUCAUGUUUGUAUAAGUAUAAAAAUCUACUUGCUUUUUACUGCCUAAAGAC
This is a messenger RNA of Vigna radiata var. radiata (mung bean), 1536 nucleotides long. Its product is annotated as spermidine coumaroyl-CoA acyltransferase-like. The record is from RefSeq and is a predicted model, not a curated record. Bases 33 to 1409 code for a protein of 458 amino acids. The transcript has a single exon. Lineage: Eukaryota; Viridiplantae; Streptophyta; Magnoliopsida; Fabales; Fabaceae.